AUGUGCGACUUCCUGCUGUUCAAAACCACAGGGGAGAAUGAGUGCCAGCAGUGGACAGAGAGCCAGACUGACGAGGACAGUGACACAGGGGAGAUCCUGUGUGGAAUACAAGAGAGCUGUGCCACUGACCUGUAUCACCACCCCCAGCUGGAGACGGACAUCGAGGCCGUCAGGACUUUGUAUUCAGACUUUGGCGUCUCUGUCAGGGUGUAUCGACCAAUCGAUGCUGUGGACGUUGAUUUAAACAUUAAAGCCAACUUUCUGGAUGAGGAGGUGGCCAAAGCCUGGAGGAUUAACCCGUCAGAGCCCAUUGUUAUCCGUCUGCACUUUUCUCUGUCUCAGUAUCUGGAUGGACCCGCACCUUCAGUUGAGGUCUUCCAGCCUUCCAACAUGGAUCACUUCAGUCUCGGGAAACAGCUGCAGAAUAUUCUCACAGUUUUCAUAUCCCGGGUGUGGGACCACCUGACCAACGAGAAGAUCGUGGUCCAGCAGAAGCGCAGACACAGCUGGUUCAGGCCCAGUGGAACCAUCAAGAAAUUCCGAGCACGACUCAGCAUCUGGUUACCACUGUCUAAGUCGAAUGAGCUCCAGCCUCCAUCUAUGAGAGGAAGAGCUUUUUUACCAGCCAUGAAACUGAGCCGAUUCACAAAUCACACGACCUACUACACCAUCAAGAAUCCCAGAGGAGAGCUCUUCACCUACACACCCAGUGGGAAGAGGGUGUUGGUGUCAGCAGUCAAAUCAUCAGCACAGCUCAGCACCAAACAUCUGAUCGAGCUGCUCUUCUGCACCCAGGCCAUCGGACACUGUAAGACCACCCCCACUCUGCAGCAUGGCUUCUUAGUGCAGAUAAUGAGGUAUGCUGAGCAGAGAAUGCCGACGCUUAAUGAAUACUGUGUGGUGUGUGAUGAGCGGCAUGUGUUUCAGAACGGCCCCAUGUUAAAGCCUGCAGUUUGCACAAGGGAGCUGUGUGUGUUUUCCUUCUACACACUGGGGGUCAUGUCUGGAGCUACGGAGGCGGUUGCAACCGGUGCAGAGGUUAUUGACCUGCUGGUCGCUAUGUGUAGAGCUGCUCUUCAGUCUUCACGCAAGAGCAUCAUAUUUGAGCCGUACCCCUCUGUCGUUGAUCCAUACAACCCCAAAGCCCUGGCCUUUACUCCUAAGAGAAAGAGCUUUGACCGGCUGCAAAAAGCCCUGGACAGUGUUUUAUUAGUCAGGAGGAUGGCACAGGGUCCAUAUACUGAAAUUAGGAAGCAGAUGGACAAGUUAGAUCCUCUCGCUUAUCCCCUGCUCCAAUGGAUUCUAGCGAGCAACAGGUCCCACAUUGUCAAGCUUCCACUGAACAAGCAACUGAAGUUCAUGCACACGCCCCAUCAGUUCCUGUUGAUCAGCAACCCUCCAUCCAAAGAGGCUCGAUUCCAAACCGCCAGAAAACUUUACGGCAGCACCUUCGCUUUCCAUGGUUCCCACAUUGAAAACUGGCACUCUAUUCUAAGAAACGGGCUGGUUAAUGCCUCAUACACCAAACUACAGCUUCACGGAGCUGCAUAUGGGAAAGGCAUCUAUUUAAGUCCUAUGUCAAGUGUAUCUUUUGAAUAUUCAGAGAUGGGUAAAGGUCGACACCAAAUAACUGCCAAAGAAGAUCUCCUAAAGAAAUACAAUCGAAUGAACAAAGUCAAACAGGAAGAGCAAGCACGGUUUCUGCAGAGCAGGAACCUAAACUGCAUUGCACUCUGUGAAGUCAUAACUUCAAAAGACCUUCAAAAACAUGGGAACAUUUGGGUGUGUCCGAUAUCUGACAACGUGUGCACACGCUUCCUCUUUGUGUAUGAAAAUGGUCAGGUGGGAGAUGUCCACAUCAACACUCAGGAAGCCAAGAUCCACAGAGAAAUCGUACAAGUAAUUGCUUCAAAGCUGUGCUGA
Molecule: messenger RNA, 1923 nt
Organism: Paralichthys olivaceus (Japanese flounder)
Lineage: Eukaryota; Metazoa; Chordata; Actinopteri; Pleuronectiformes; Paralichthyidae
Source: RefSeq, a predicted model, not a curated record